AAAAAUGCCCCUUUGUGCAUUGUGGAUCAGUAGAGUGUAAGCUCCUGCAUGUUUACCCAGUUAAAGCAAUGCUUUAUUAAGCUGGUGGUCAUUGGGAAAAAUACUCCUUACAUCGGUGGCCAGUGGGAAGAAUGUUCCUUACAUUGGUGGUCAGUGGGAAGAAUGUUCCUUACAUUGAUGAUCAGUGGGAAGAAUGUUCCUUACAUUGGUGGUCAGUGGGAAGAAUGCCUCUUACAUUGGUGGCCAGUGGGAAGAAUGCUCCUUACAUUGGUGAUCAGUGGGAAGAAUGGUCCUUACAUUGGUGGCCAGUGGGAAGAAUGCCCCUUACAUUGGUGGUCAGUGGGAAGAAUGUUCCUUACAUUGGUGAUCAGUGGGAAGAAUGUUCCUUACUUUGGUGGUCAGUGGGAAGAACGCCCCUUGCAUUGGUGGUCAGUGGGAAGAAUGCUCCUUACAUUGGAGGUCAGUGGGAAGAAUAUACCUUACAUUGGUGAUUAGUGGGAAGAAUGUUCCUUACAUUGGUGGUCAGUGGGAAGAAUGUCCCUUACAUUGGUGGUCAGUGGGAAGAAUAUACCUUACA
Molecule: messenger RNA, 577 nt
Organism: Staurois parvus
Lineage: Eukaryota; Metazoa; Chordata; Amphibia; Anura; Ranidae
Source: the annotation of a GenBank genome assembly